Molecule: messenger RNA, 9647 nt
Organism: Trichoplusia ni (cabbage looper)
Lineage: Eukaryota; Metazoa; Arthropoda; Insecta; Lepidoptera; Noctuidae
Gene: srl
Exons: 8
Coding region: 417-5150 (1577 amino acids)
Biological process (GO): positive regulation of transcription by RNA polymerase II
Cellular component (GO): nucleus
Molecular function (GO): RNA binding; transcription factor binding
Source: RefSeq, a predicted model, not a curated record
UUUUCAUCUGUUGUUUGUCUUAAAAUAGAUUUCUGUGCGGGUCGCAAUGAUAUUUCAGUUUUGUUUGUGUAACGCCUUCAUGUGACUUUUCAGUUUUUUCAUAAGACCUUGAACUAGAAAUCUAUCAGAGUGCCGUAAUCAAGGUUAGGUUCGCGCGGGCGAUUCAUCUCGCAUAAUUAUUGUUUAUUUCUAUAUUGUUGCUGAUAAACUGUGUAAAAUACAUUAAAUACCAUAAAAGUGCAUGUAAUUAGCGUAGUUGGAGUCCUAAUAAGUGAUUACAAACGUUAAAAUCUGGUUCCGUGAACCUAACCUAAAAAACCGACUUUAUUUAGUGCAGUUUUUUUUGCAAGUACAGCGAUACGACGGAUUAACCGUUAUCUCGUUGGCGUGCGCGUGUUAUUACAGCUAUUGGAAACAUGGAGUCUCACAUCCUGAACACGUAUCACCAGGCGCGCUUCCGCCCCAUCGGCCACAAGAUCCUUCGCAUGAAGAGCGACUCUCUCUCUUCGGAGAGCAGCUGCACCCAGAACAGUCCGGAGUACCCUCAGAUCAGCGUACCGCAGCAGAGGCACGCGCCCAGCAGCCAUGGCCAGUGGGGGCAGGAGCAGACUAUGAACACAACCCAAUCAAGUCAAGACACAAGUUCAGACGAUGAAAGCUCCGGACUGGAAGAGAGUAUGGAGGAACUUGACGAGAACGAAGUGCAAGAGAACGGCGAUGACAGCGGUGAUGAACUAGGUGAUAGUAUAGUAGUGCACGAAGUCGACGUCGGUGAUGAUGACGAUAAUAUCGAAGGAGACGAUGAUAACGACGUCAUACAUCCAAAUUCAGUCCAUAACUUACACAUAGGACCUAACAGCGUAGAAGAUAAUACUCUCGUCGAAGGACACGACUAUGAUGUCAUAACUGUCUACGAAGUUAACCCUGAUUUGGAUUUAAUAGAAGCUUCCUCUGAGGAUGAGAGAGAAGUAGAUUACGUCAGCGAAAAAGAUCCCACAGAAUGUGUCAACGGCGAUGACAGUCCCAGAUACAAAGAUGUUAGUUAUCAAGAAUCAAGUACACUAUGCCAGGAUGGUCUAGAUAUAAACUUAGAUACUCCAGUCGUUUCAAAUGUCGAUGAAUAUUUCAUUAAGAAUAAUAACCACGAACACAUACUAGACACAGAUGGGCCUGUUGUUAAAGAUGUUGACGAGUAUUUUAUAAAAGAUAAAGGCAAGGAGACGAUACCGGUUCCAAACGUCGAUGACUUCUUUAUCAAACACAAAUUACCCGAAGAGGAGAGCACACAGUUCCAUCUCCCUGUUCCUACUCCCAAAGUUGAAGAGUUUAUCGUCUCUGAUGUUAAAAAAGAUGAGGAAGAGAAUCUAGACAACUGUGAAACAGAACCCGAACAAGACAACAACGCUGAUGUAUCUAUUAACGAGUCUGAUUUAGAAGUACUACCCAACAUUGAAGAUCUUAAAAGGUAUCUCUUAGAAGAUAUGACGUACACUAAGUUCAGGCACAUACAGAAGUCGUGUUCGGUGCCUCAGUCUCCAAUGCAGAACAUCUGCAUGGACAUCGAUGACGUCAAGACGUGCAUGAGCUUCGAAGAUCUAAACUUGGAUCUGUCUGACCUCGCCUUUGAUAAUGACAAGGAUAAGUCGGACAGUGCCAACAAGAGCGAUGACAUGCCAAGAACGCUGACAGACGAAGAUGUCAACAGCUUCUUAAUAACCAACAAAACUGAAACUAAAGUGACACACGAGGAAGAUGACUUGAGCCAUCAAGACAUGGAAAUCGAAAGGCCACUGGAACCUAUCAUCGAAACCGCGCCAAAAAUAAUAGAAGUGCCUUCAAGAAAGAGGACGUCCACUCCAAUACCAACUGUACUCGAAUUCUGCAUAGAGAAAACUGCUGUCAAGAAGGAAAGUACAACCGAUUCCAAAGAGUUGGAGGACUUCGUUGACGUGGAGUCGUGUCACGAUGCCGUCAUACCAGUGCUCGAAGCGAACAACUUGAACUCUCUAUUAGAACAGUUUGAAGCAACUGAAAAACUCAAUACCAAGAAGAAAACAAUACCAGUUGUGAAAACUGAAGAUCCUAAAAUGAAGAGUUUCAAUAAAAACGCUUUGACGAAUGGUAUGCGGCUACAAGACGCCGGAGUGCAACUGAACAAAAAUAAAAUGCGGCAAAUAUUGAUGCCGACGCCAAUUAACACUACGAUCAGGCGGUCGCAAAGUCCCGUCCACUCUGACCAUGACUACUGCUCGUCGAAAAAGCGGCACAGCCUGCCCAACCUCAAGGGCGGGCAGAGCCUUCUCAAACCGGAAGUGUUGUCUAGCAAUAGCAGGAUACUCAACUCUAGGCAUAGGUCGUGUAAGAGCAAAAAAGUAGUGUACGCCCUCAGUAGUGACGAAGAAACUGAUAAUAACGCUAAAAACAAAAAAGUGACCAAACCGGACGAUGUAGACGCUAAAAAGAAAGCCAGUGUAAAGCCGAGUGUCAAACCGCCAGUGCAGUCGAACUGUCGCAAAAAACUGUCACCCCCCCACAGUGCGCCCGAUAGUUUUAAAGAUAAACCCAACAGUUCUGUGAUGAUCAAAAGUGCUUCUAAAGCGAGUGAUAAUUGUAGUCAAAAUUCUAACGGUAGCAUUAAGUUAACUAUUAAAAAUAAAUCUGAAGUUAUACUAAACUGUGAUCACGUAGACUCUCAGAAAGAUAAAAAUAUAGACAAGUGUAAAAAUAGUGUUAGGGAUAAAACGAACAAUGUAGAAAAACAGGAGAAGAGUAAGGAAUUAGAUAGGAACAAAGCUAAAGUUGUAAAUAGUGUAGAGACUGUUAUUGUAAAGGAAGAACCCCGUCCGAAAAACGAGAACUUUUAUACUACGUUGUUUAGUAACAAGCAAGACGUGCAGGUGCCCCAGGCCAUGCAGCCCAAGACUGAGAAGAGGCAGUUCGAUGAGGAGCUGAACAAGUGCAUGCUGGAGGCCGCCAUCAAGAAGGAGACAGAGCAGCCACUCAAGAAGAAGAAGCUCAACCUCCAGGAGUACAAGCUUAGGAGAGGCGUGUGCUCGAACAACAGCUCAGCCACAGUGAGCCCCGAAGCUAUAUUCCCAGACAUGCCAAGCCCCUUACUAGACAAAGCCGUCAAAUGCCCCAUCACACAGACCCCUCCCAAUGGCUUACUGAAUACAGCUAACAAAGUAAACAACGAACAAAAAUUCUUCGAUCCCAUCAAAGAGGCUUCUAGAAAAAUCUUAAUGAACACUAAGAAACAAAAGGCUGAGGCGACAAGAAAGAGAGACGAAGAUAUAGUUAUGAGUAAGAUACCUAAGGUAGAAAACUUACAGCUGCAGCCGUUGAUAAGUGACGCGGAGAUGAUGAAGAUUGUGGGGAUGACGCAGCCAGAAGUGACACCUGCGCCGGCGGUCAAUGAGAAACCACAGCUAUCGGCAGACUACCAGGAAAUAAUUCUCGUGAGCAUCGGAACGAACACAGACGACACCAUGUUCAAGCAAUAUGAAGAACCAAUUGAAAAAAUGAAAGCUACCUCCCCAACAGCUGACUCCAAAAACCUCAUUAAUUUCAAAAUAAAGAAAUCAGACCAUGUACUGAAACAAAAUGUCUUUGAUAACGUUAAGAGAGACAAAAGGAGUCCAGUCGACGACAAAAGGCAUGCUGAUGUUAAAAUAGACAAGGAAAGAUACAAAGAUAUCACAGCGACAUUAAAAAGUGUUGAAAAACAAGUGGAGACCAAAAUAUCAAGUAAUUCAUUAUUCGCGAGCAUACAAGAUGUGGUCAUGAAGAAAGCUCCCGAAGAUGUCGAGACACAAGAUGAUAGACAUUUCAAAUUGAAGUCUCCGGUAGACAAACGUGUAUUCAGGUUCGUAAAGACCACGAUAGUCAGAGAAUACGAUCCAAAGGCUGAACACGGCGAAGACAAAGUCAUCCUACAUUUAGGAAAACACAGAAGUAAACCAAACGCAUCCAGUAUUGUUAUACAAACUGAUUCACUGCCAGAGUAUGCUGAACUACCAGUUCUACCUCAGGCCAAGGAAGUGGUGAUCACCAGGACGAGGAACGACAGUGACAUGUCACUAUCUAGUGACGGCAGUCCGUCACGCAAGAAAGAUGUGAGACAGACUAAACCUGAUGAGAGGAUAGUCAAGCCUAAAGAGGCGAGGCCAGAGCGGACAGAGGCUAAAGAGAAGCGAUCGAGAUCGAAAGAGAGAUACGAACCGAAGUACAGACGCCGGUCGAGGUCGUUAUCUCGCGGUAGGAGAAGACGCUCGAGAUCUCGCAGCAGAUCUCGAUCCCGCGGCCGUUACAGGCGCUACAGACGAUCAGACUCCCCCUACAAGAGGAAACGUAGAUCACGGUCUCCCUACCACAAAAGACGAUCUCCGUCGGUCAGACGAGAACGUUCGAUCAGGUCUAGAUCACGCUCUAGACCGACCGAUAGAUCAAAGAGUCCUGUUGCCAAAAAGUCGAAGCCUAGCCCUCAUAGUAAUGGUUCUGAUAGGAAAAUUGCCAAGUCAAUGACCCCACCCUUACGGAAACCUACUGUUUCUGAAAGCUCCGAUUCUUCUACUAGUUCAUCAUCAUCGUCUUCCUCGUCGGACUCCAGCUCGUCAGGUGGCUCCACGCAGUCGCGAGGGUCCUGCAGCCCUUACAAACGAGAUGACCAGUACAAGAAGAAGUACAGGAGUUUUAGUUCUGAAGACAGGGAGAGCAACACGCCAGUGGAGGAGCGUCGCAUAGUGUUCGUGGGCCGCCUCGAUAAGGACGUCAACAAGAUCACGCUGAGGAACCAGUUCUGCAAGUUCGGGCCCGUGCUCGAAGUGCGCCUGCACAGCAAGGAAGAUGGUUCUCGCUACGGCUUCGUGACUUACCAGCGCGCGCGUGACGCGUGGUCCGCGGUAGAGGCCGCCAACAGCUUCCCGCAGUACGACGUCGGCUUCGGAGGGCGCAGGGCCUUCUGCAGGCAGAGCUACGCUGAUCUCGAUGGUUUAGAAGCCAAAUACACGGAGAGCGCCUUCCACGGACAGGCGGCGCCGCCGAUAAGGCGAGACGACGACAUGUCGUUCGAGCAGAUGCUUCUAGAAAUGAAGAAGAAACUCAGCCAGCGAAAGAACGAGAUGAAACGUCCCGAUGACCCCAAGCCUUGACAGUUACUAACCCUUGGCCGGGCCCUCUUAAUGGCGUCCGUGACACUUGUCAAAGUGACAGUCGCUUGGUUCUAAGCAAAGGCAUGAAUCUGAUUCAGCCAAAGUGAUUCAGUGACAGUGAUGUAGUUUAUAAGGCUGUGGACUGUGAAUGUGUUGAAUUUACUAGAUGCCGGCUUCUAAGGAUAACUUGGUAAGCAUUGUCUUUAGUAUUUUUAACAAAUGUAUAAUAUGUCAGUCAUAGGCAUAAGAAUAAGUAUGACUAAAAAUAUCUAAUGUAUACCACAUGCUACGUACUGAUUAACAUUCAUAUUAUACAGGCUAUGUGUGCCUGUUAUAAAUAUUAUCAAUAUGUGAGUAUGAACGAAAUAGGAUGUACGACCGAAUAAACUCUUUAUGAUUUGUUCCACUUAUGAUAUUAAUUUUCUCUGUGUUCUAACAACUCUGAUUUUUUGGGUGCGUGCAAUGACAGUGCCUGUCAGGGAUGACAGCUGUCAAAGUGACAGUUACCGAGGCGUGCAAUCGAAAAGACGACUGCUGUUGUGUUUAGAACAAAAUUUGCUCAUUACUCAUUAGUUGUGGUUAUGAAUGAGGAACCAUUAUGUUGUAUUAUUUCUUUUUACUGUGUAGUAUAUGGACUGCCCUUAAAUAUAAGAAAAGUAAAAAAAAAAUAUCAAUUUACCAAAAAAAGGCAACAAAAGUAUGUAAAAAUAAUCACAUAAUGGUCGAUUCAAACCAAUUAGUUCAUUUUCCGUUAAAUUUUAGUUUAAUUAGUUGAAAUACCUCAGAUUGUAAAUAUAAUUUUCUUUAUCUUGCUUUGUAAAUAAUAUCUUAAGCGAUCGCGCUACCUCUUGUUACAUAGGUAUCUGUGAAAUGUGAAUCUUUCAGGUAUAUUACUAAUGUAUGACCAAGAACAGGGUCAUUAAAAAGUCAUAUUAAAAAAAUAUCUAAUAGUAAUACAAAAAAAUCUGGGACUACCACCUCUUGAAAAAUGACUUGCAAUUGUAAAAGAGGGAUGAUGCUCUACGCUGUAUAGUCUGCUGUCUCUUUCUUACAAUAGCAAGAACAUUGUAUAAAACUUGGUGGUAGGUUUCCUAUCUAAAUAUGGUUGUGUUUGAACAUUAUUACAUUAAAUUAAAUUGCUUUCGCCUAAUAUGCUUUUAUUGAUAAUGAGCUACAUUUUAAAAGCAUUUUUUUAAUAACGCAAAAAGGCAAGGAUUAAUAAAUCACCAGUGUCUACAUGAGCCAUUUCUGUCCCACUGCUGGGCUACUCCACUUUCCUCUUUAUCUAAAGAGAACUACAACUAUAUACUAUAGUAGUUUCGUUGGUUUUCAAUUUCCAAAUUGCAUAUAGAAUUAUGUGAGUAGAUGUACUUUCUUCUAUAUGUUGAUAUAAAUGUAGUUAGAUACAUCAAAUUAUUUUAAAACGAGUUCCAAAAUUGAUAUUAUCGCACAAUUAAAUGCUUCCAAGAUAUCUCCUUCUCAUCUUAUCGAAGGCAAACUAAGAUUGGGACCAUGAAGUCAUAACCCUUCUCGGCAGUUAGGUAAACACAAUGUUUGUAUGCAAAUGUAAAUACAUCAUAGAAUAUGUUGAUUUUCAAAUUGAUCUAAAUUAUCCUCUGUUUGAACUUAGCUUGAAACAAUUAAAAAAAUAUACCAUGUUGUUCCAUAUAUUCGAAGCAUUACACAGCAAUUAUCAUUUGCAUAGUUAAUAUUUAAUAAGAAGUGUUUAAAUACAAAAAACCUUCAUAUCAUUAUUAAUACUGGAUGUGACACAAUAACCCUUAAAGUAAAACUAACACAAGUUCUGGAGCGUUUUGAAAGCAAACAUUCACUUAACAACCAAACUUGUUUUCAUUAUAUUCUGAGAAAGACAACAUUUUUAAUCAGUAUAUAAAUAUAUACAUACAACAAAUGUACCAUUAUAGCAUAAUACUGUACAGUAUAACACAUCAACACUUAAGACUUAUAAACAAUAUGUAAAAGUUAGGCAUUGAUUAGAAUUCAGACAUAGGUCUAUAAUAUAGCACUAGUAUUUUAAAUACAUAUAUUUUGUAUCAAGUGUAAAAUGCGUAUAUGAAUUUGAAUUCGGUAAAUUGCUUCAUUUAAGCACUGCAUAGUGAGAGAUUUUAAAGUAGUUUUUGUAGGAGCAAGAUGACGAUAGUGCCAUCUUGCUUCCACAAUCCCAGUUCUGCUUUAAAAUCUCAUAGUAUAAGCAAGUAGCUAAAAUAGCUGAAUCACCAUCAAAAUUGUAAUUCAAAAACGUAUCCUAAUGCAAAAGCCUAAGGCUUAAAUUAGUUCUACAUUAGUAGUCUAGAUUCCAGAAUAGUUUAGCGUAAAAUAAAGCUUCCAAUGAGAUUUUACCUAAGUGCCAAAUAAUAAACACUGUUCCUAUUUUGUAAUUAUCGAAUUAUGGACCCCUAGUCAACUGACAAUUAUUCCUUCUUCAAUAACCUUCGAAUUUGUCAAAAUUGUGAGAGUGACAGCAUUUGUCACGUGACAACUCGAAGUUAUCGAUUUUUAAUGAGCAGGAUGGUCAGUUGUCUACAGGAUCGAAUUUAUAACACAAGCUUUCAUACAACUUUCUGUUAUAAAUAUUAUGUUUAUUUAAUUAUACCAACUUAACAUGUCUUUCGUUCUACCAUAACAAAAUAUUGUAAUCUCAGAUUCUUCAACUUGAAACAAUUAAGUAAGCAAAUUGCAUCUUUAGAUGGUAAUACAUUUCUUCGAUAUCUGACUUUAGCGUGCAAAGGACUUUCAUAGAGGUUCGUAUAAGCGCGCAUUCGAGACUUAAACCUCAGGCAUCGGAGAAUUUCUUCAGUUCUUGUACUCAGGUCAUACUUUUUGUGUUGUACAGUUUAUUAUAGCCCAUAGGAUAACAUGUAUAGUUUGUGUUGCAUAUUUCUCUAGACCAAUACAUUUGUAAGUUUGUAAACUAAGCAACAGGUAGCACCACUAAGUAUGUACAUUUGUAUCAUAAUACCUCAGACCUUUAAUCGCCAGAAUUUGCCAAAGGAAUUGUAAUACAGAAUUUUUAUUAACAAUACAUAUUAAAUCUGUUUUAUAAUUAAAAAACUACUGAAUGUAUAACCAUUUUUUACUUUGCAACUCCGAGAAGAGUUGCUUAGGGUUGCCCACGUAGAAAAACAGCAGUUAGAUUGAUUUUGCAAAUCUAGUCAAUGUUACUAGAUGAUAUUUUUUGUUUUAUCUUUGUGGUGAUAAUUUAUUUAAACGUAAACGUUAAGCGUAGUUAUUUUUAUGGUUUUAAGUUUAAAGAUUUUAUUUCAUAGUUUCUAUCGGCUAGAGAGGUAAAGAAUUCAAAAUGGCAAUUAAAACUUAAACGAUUCGAUUAAUCAGUUAUUUGUUCGACACUUUGUUUUUGUAACUAAAUGCGUUUUAUGUUGUGUAAUUAUUUUUCCGAAUUUUGUUCCACCGACAGUGUUAUUUGCCUGGAUUGUCUAUGUAAUAAGGUUAGGAUCACUUGUGAGCUGCCAGCUGUACGCCUGUCAAUAUCCAGGUCUUCUGAUAUCUGAUGAAUUUGACAGAUGUAUGGCGCGAACACAAAUCAUUCCCGCCCAUUUUUGACAGCUGUCAUACAGUCAGCACAUUGUAUACAAAUACUGCUUUUUUAAAUAUAUCUAAGGAAUGCUAAGUAACGUGAAUGAAAAGACUAUAGAUAGUACAUAAUUUUGUACGUAUUUUUAAAUUUAAUCAGCUAAACGAGUCAUUAAGAACAUAGAAUCAAUACUCUUUAAACAUAAGAUCAUGGCUUUUUAGCAUUUAGGAAUUGUUUAAGAUUACGUUAUUAGUUUAAAUAUGAAAUUUCUUGUUUUAUAUUACAUUUUGUGUAGUAGUGUACAUCUUGAUUUCGUUUUGUGACUAAUCUAACCACUCUGUUAGGGACACAUGUUUUGUAUAAGAAUUUUAUACAUCUCGGUUUUAUAAAUCUUAAUUGUUAGCUCUUAAGAUUUAAAAGUACCUAUGUUAAAAUGAUAAAUUGACUUUAAAAUACAUUCAUUUACUUUAUGGCGCUACUGUCAACCAAAAAUCAACUAAUUAUGUUUUUUUUUAUCUUAAAAUAAUUAAUUGAAAAAAAUAGAAAAGCUCAGUAGUGUCAUAGGUGAAAUCAUGACGUGUUUCGAACUAAAUAGUUCAUAAAAUUUCUUUAUAAUGACUUGUUAUCCAAUAUUAUGAAAUUUGAGGAUGUAGGCAGAAUGGAAUGACACUCGUAUUUGAAACAUUAAAAAAUCGUUACAUGAGUUCUGUAUUCAAACGUGAAAUUAAAUCAUGUGACGUCACUUCCUAGCAAUGUUUUCGAAUACGGGUGUCGGUUAUUCGCUUAGCUUGAACCGUAUGCGCCUGAGAAUAAAGCUGAUAUUCGUACAGUUUCUACACUACGGGGUUGUAGUACAUAUUGAAAGUCCAACAUAGUGUUGAUAGUACAUAGUGAGAAUGUUUUAUACAUAAAGCUGUUGAUAAAUAAAAGUAUUUUGGACAUAA